Messenger RNA from Musca vetustissima, 2184 nucleotides. Its product is annotated as prolyl endopeptidase-like. Gene Ontology annotation, biological process: proteolysis. Gene Ontology annotation, molecular function: serine-type endopeptidase activity; oligopeptidase activity. The transcript has a single exon. Gene Ontology annotation, cellular component: cytosol. The coding region runs from base 1 to 2184 and encodes 727 amino acids. Lineage: Eukaryota; Metazoa; Arthropoda; Insecta; Diptera; Muscidae. The record is from RefSeq and is a predicted model, not a curated record.
AUGACUUCGAGUAGCAGUGAUGAUUUAAUGGGGUGUGAAAGUGAUCUAUCCAGUCCUCAAUAUCCCUCGGCCCGCAAGGAUGAAAGUGUUGUGGAAACCCUCCACGGUGUUGAGGUGAAGGAUGUCUAUCGUUGGCUUGAAGAUCCCGAUUCGGAAGAAACCAAAAAAUUCAUCGAAGAACAGAAUAAUAUUAGCCAACCCUACCUGCAGGGCUGUGAAGCCCAUAAGAAAUUGAUGGAGAAAAUGACAAAGCUGUAUAACUACGAGCGGUGUGAUUGUCCCGCCAAGCAUGGCAAAUAUUAUUAUUUUGAACAAAAUUCAGGGCUACAAAAUCAAGAUGUUAUCUAUCAAUUGGAUAGUUUGGAUGGAGAACCGCGAGUAUUUUUCGAUCCCAAUGCCUUGUCCAGUGAUGGCACCAUUUCUUUAACCCACAAGGUCUUUUCCGAAGAUGGCAAAUAUAUGGCCUAUGGUUUAAGCGUUAAUGGUUCCGAUUGGUUUACCAUCCACAUACGAAAUGUGGAAACGGGCAGAGAUUUCGAUGAAGUCUUGGAAAAAGUGAAAUUUUCUGGCAUCACUUGGACGAAGGAUAAUAAAGGAUUCUUUUAUGGCUGCUUUCCCCAGGCAGAGGGUAAGCUUGAUGGCUCCCAAACGGAAUCAACUAACAAUCAGAAAGUAUAUUAUCAUCGCUUGGGUCAGUCGCAGGUUAGGGAUGUUCUAGUCUUCGAAUUACCCGAAGAACCUAAAUGGCAAAUACAAACGAGAAUUUCCGAUUGUGGUAAAUAUCUGCUGCUAUUUAUCGAUCGGGGUUUUGAUGGUAAUUUGGUUUACUAUGCGGAUUGGGAACCUCAGGCGGAAAUUACGGGAAAAUUAAAAAUCAAAAAACUUAUUGACAAAUUUGAUGAUAUCUUUACCUACAUCACCAACAAGGGAUCGAAAAUGUAUUUUAACACAAAUAAUGGGGCCUCGAAUUAUCGUGUGAUAAUUAUUGAUCUUGAAAAUCCAGCUGAAGAAAAUUGGCAGACCCUUAUACCCGAACAUGCCAGAGAUGUUUUGAAUUGGGUAGAUUGUGUGGACAACGACAAGUUGGUGCUCAACUAUAUGCACGAUGUGAAGAGUCUACUGCAGGUCAAUUCCCUGGAGUCGGGAGAAUUACUAUUCAUUUUCGAUUUGGAUAUUGGUAACAUUUCCGACUUUUGGUGUGAUAAAUCCGAAUCGGAAAUAUUUUAUAAGUUUUCCUCGUUUCUAACACCGGGCAUUAUUUAUCAUUACGAUUUCCGCUGGAAAACAUCUACGCCCAAGGUGUGGAGAAAUAUUCAACUCAACAUGGAGGGGUUCUCGCCAAACGACUAUCAAGUGGAACAGGUGUUCUAUGAAAGUAAGGACAAGACCAAAGUACCGAUGUUUGUGAUUGGCAAAAUCACCAAGGAAGAGAAGAGAUCACCCAGACCUUGUCUUCUUACGGGUUAUGGAGGUUUUCAGGUAAUUGUGAAACCUAACUUUUCAGUUAGGUAUUUAACUUUCAUUGAUACCUUUGAUGGGGUCGUUGCCGUGCCCAGUCUGCGUGGUGGUAAUGAAUAUGGAGAAAAAUGGCACAGAGCUGGCAACUUGUUGAACAAACAAAAUGUCUUCAAUGAUUUCCAGGCUGCCGCCGAAUAUCUCGUGACCAAUAAUUAUACCACCAAGGACCGUCUGGCAAUCCAGGGAGGUUCGAAUGGUGGCCUAUUGAUUGGUGCAUGUAUCAAUCAGCGACCUGAUCUCUUUGGUGCGGCUAUAGCUCGAGUCGGUGUUAUGGAUAUGUUACGUUUUCACAAAUUUACAAUUGGCUUCGCUUGGUGUUCGGAAUUUGGUAAUCCCGAUAAGAAGGAACAUUUUGAUAAUAUCCUGAAAUAUUCACCGCUACAUAAUGUGCAUAUCCCUACAACGGAGAAUGAAGAAUAUCCUGCCACUUUGGUAACAACAGCCGAUCAUGAUGAUCGUGUUAGUCCAUUGCAUUCGCUGAAAUUCGUUGCUGCUCUGCAGGAUGCUGUGCGUAAUUCAGAAUAUCAAAAGAAACCAAUAAUGCUGAGGGUCUAUAGCAAUGCGGGUCACGGUGAAGGGACACCAACAUCGAAAAUUAUUGAAGAAAAUACGGAUAUGUUUGUUUUUAUUUUAAAGACGCUGAAUAUUGAGAAAAUUAAUUUGUAA